Molecule: messenger RNA, 3040 nt
Organism: Mangifera indica (mango)
Lineage: Eukaryota; Viridiplantae; Streptophyta; Magnoliopsida; Sapindales; Anacardiaceae
Product: isoamylase 3, chloroplastic-like
Exons: 24
Coding region: 211-2559 (782 amino acids)
Biological process (GO): carbohydrate metabolic process
Molecular function (GO): hydrolase activity, hydrolyzing O-glycosyl compounds
Source: RefSeq, a predicted model, not a curated record
GAGAUAUUUCUUGCAAUUAAUGAUAGUUUAGGUACACGUGUCUUAUCAAUGUCCAAACUCAAGCUGUCCCUUCACGUGGCAGACACAAAACAAGCCAGCCCGCUUCGAUGCCACCCUUGGAUGUCAAUCUUAUGGAACUGUAAACCUUUUCUCUUUAUCUAACUUUGCAUUUCCUUUCAAUCUCUUUGCAUCUUCGCUUUCCACUUCUUCAUGGACACACUUAAUUUAUCUCCUAAAGGAACAAAGAUGCUCAAGCAUCCACUUCCCUUGUAUUCCAACUGUUCUAAAUUCCGUAUCAAUGCUUCAGCUUUGUCACACACCUUUGAUCCUUCUCCUGCUUAUGACAUGGGAUUGAAAUUGUCUAAGAAAAUACCUAUCAGGUUCAGCAGCAAUCCAGGGCGCUUCAGUAAGACAAGAGGCAGUGUCAAUCAUAAGACAACUAACGCUUAUGAUCAGCGAGCUCAAGGACGUGUUCUUGAGGAAGAAGCCUCACAAAUGACAGAAACAACCCCGUCGUUGAAAACUUCCCAAGGCCAGGCAUCUCCUCUCGGGGUGUCAGAAGUGGACAAUGGGAUCAAUUUUGCUAUUUUUUCCCAGCACGCUACUGCAGUUACGCUUUGCUUAUCACUUCCCAAUAGGGGAGACAGUUCGGAUGGUGGAAUGAUUGAACUACCUUUGGAUCCCCUUGCAAAUAAAACCGGAGACAUCUGGCACAUGCAUAUCAAGGAUCUGCCUCGGAGCAAUGUUCUCUAUGGUUAUCGCAUUGAUGGUCCUCAAGGUUGGAAUCAAGGACAUCGAUUUGACAAAAACAUUAUCCUUAUUGAUCCUUAUGCAAAGCUAGUUGAGGGUCGCCGAUAUUUUGGAGAUAGCAGUGAAAAAUUAUCAAAAGUCCUUGGAACUUAUGAUUUUGAUAGCUUGCCCUUUGAUUGGGGAGAUAACUACAAGCUUCCAAAUAUACCAGAGAAAGAUCUUGUUGUAUAUGAAAUGAAUGUUCGUGCAUUUACAGCUGAUGAAUCUAGUGGAUUGGAUUCAGACAUUCGUGGCACCUAUCUAGGUUUGAUAGAGAAGAUUCCACAUCUUUUGGAGCUUGGUGUCAAUGCUGUGGAGUUGCUGCCAGUCUUUGAGUUUGAUGAAUUUGAGUUUCAAAGGCGCCCAAACCCUAGGGAUCACAUGAUCAAUACAUGGGGCUACUCGACAAUAAAUUUCUUUUCUCCUAUGAGUCGCUAUGCUAGCGGAGGUGGAGGACCUCGUAAGGCUUCAUGGGAGUUCAAAGAAAUGGUUAAAGCCUUGCAUGGAGCUGGCAUAGAGGUCAUUUUGGAUGUUGUAUAUAAUCAUACUAAUGAGGCAGAUGAUAACUACCCUUAUACCACUUCAUUUCGUGGCAUUGAUAAUAAGGUUUAUUACAUGGUGGACGGCAAUGGCCAGUUGCUGAAUUUUUCUGGCUGUGGAAACACCUUAAACUGUAAUCACCCUGUGGUCAUGGAACUCAUCCUGGACAGCUUAAGACACUGGGUUGUUGAGUAUCAUGUGGAUGGAUUCCGAUUUGACCUUGCCAGUGUACUUUGUCGAAAUUCAGAUGGUUCUCCACUUAGUGCUCCACCACUUAUUAGAGCAAUUGCCAAAGAUGCUACCCUAUCUAGGUGUAAAGUUAUUGCAGAACCUUGGGACUGUGGCGGCCUUUAUCUUGUUGGAAGUUUUCCAAAUUGGGACCGGUGGGCUGAGUGGAAUGGGAAGUACCGUGAUGACAUAAGAAGAUUUAUAAAGGGUGACGCUGGUAUGAAGGGGACUUUGGCUACUCGUGUCUCUGGAUCUGCAGACCUUUACAGAGUGAAUAACCGCAAGCCUUAUCAUAGUGUUAAUUUUGUCAUUGCUCAUGAUGGGUUCACACUCUAUGAUCUUGUCUCCUAUAAUAACAAGCACAAUGAAGCUAAUGGAGAAAACGGAAACGAUGGAAGCAAUGAUAAUUUUAGCUGGAAUUGUGGUUUUGAAGGGGAAACUAGCAAUGCUAGUAUUACAGCUUUGCGCUCACGCCAAAUGAAAAACUUCCAGUUGGUGUUAAUGGUAUCUCAGGGAGUCCCAAUGAUGCUAAUGGGGGAUGAGUAUGGCCAUACUCGUUAUGGAAAUAACAACAGUUAUGGACAUGAUACUGCUAUUAACAAUUUCCAGUGGGCCCAGUUGUUUGCACAGAAGAAUAGUCAUUUCAGGUUUUUCUCAGAGAUGAUAAAAUUUCGGCGAUCCCAUGGAGUUUUUAGUCAUGAGAACUUUCUUGAAAAUAAUGAUGUAACAUGGCAUGAGGAUAACUGGGACAACUACAAAAGCAGAUUCCUUGCAUUUACGCUUCAUGAUAAUGAUGGAGCAGAUGUCUAUUUGGCAUUUAAUGCCCACGAUUUCUCUGUCAAUGUUUCAAUACCCCCAGCACCAUCUAAGAGGCAUUGGUUUCGUGUGGUGGACACAAAUCUCAGUUCCCCUGAUGACUUUGUUCCUGAAGGUGUUCCAGGCAUUGGAAGCACAUAUGAUAUGGCCCCAUAUUCUAGUAUUCUUCUUGAAGCUAAAUCAUGACAGGUCUUUGAAGGUACAUGCAGAGCGAACAUUCCCUAAAUAGGCAAAUCCUGAUAUGCGUUACUGGUUUUUGUUUUGGUUGAAUGUUCGAAGUUCCAUGUGUCCACAUUGUGGUUAGAACUUGAGGACCUUAUCACUACUCCAAUCAUAAACAUGGUGGAAUCCAGUUCUCUAAUGACCUGUGAAGUGUAAUGAAAGUAUAGAACUACUUCCAAAUAACAUAAAAGACAUGUUAUAUUGUAUUUUUGGGAGCAGCAAGGAAAGACUCGUUAGAAUUUCCAACUAGGAGCAAUGGAAUAAUGAGAUGUAAUUUGGUAUCUCGAUCAGUUACAUGUUCAAUAAAAAGAUUGAAGACGGUGCAGUUACACUUAAAAACAGUACCUAAUGAUACCUUAUGUUGUGUCACAGUCGUUCUUGAUGUUGUGUUUAAAACAGUUACAUCUUGAUGUUGUGUUAUUUAUGGUGACAAGAGCUUUUGGAA